Messenger RNA from Drosophila sulfurigaster albostrigata, 5877 nucleotides. It is a transcript of the gene SIFaR, whose product is annotated as neuropeptide SIFamide receptor. Gene Ontology annotation, cellular component: membrane. The transcript has 4 exons. Bases 692 to 3226 code for a protein of 844 amino acids. Gene Ontology annotation, biological process: G protein-coupled receptor signaling pathway. The record is from RefSeq and is a predicted model, not a curated record. Lineage: Eukaryota; Metazoa; Arthropoda; Insecta; Diptera; Drosophilidae. Gene Ontology annotation, molecular function: neuropeptide Y receptor activity; peptide binding.
GAUGGUCGUUUGCUUUUGGGCGCGUUCAAUGCUACCCGCUAACCAUGUGUCCAGGGCAGUCAACAUUUGGCCUUAUCUAAAAUAUGCACACAAGUCCUUGGUUUCGAGCAGAGAGUUUUCGUAAUGCGCCGCCCCAAGGCAACGUCAAAAACUCAAACUCAAACACAAACACAACACAGAGAACUCACACACACAAAACUCAAACUCAAACCUCAAAACCUGCCAACAAUGGCAACAAAUUGUUCUAUUUGCUGUAUUUUACGUUGCUUACAAAUAUUUUCUGCUGUGUGGAAAUGCACAUCAACCUUGGCAAGCGUUUGAAAUUGCAAGUGUUGUGCAACAACACACACACACAAACACACACACAUUGAGAGUGUUACGCUUAAAACUUUAUUGUGCAGAAGUUAAUUGAAUGUUUGCUUAAUUUGAAAUAGCCACGAAAAUAUCUACAUAUCCAACCAAGUAACCCAAAACAACAUCAACCCAACUCUAAGCUCUGCAAAUGGAACAUAACUUUAAGCAUGCCAAGUGAAGCCAAUUUUAUAGACUUUUUUUAAGAAGGCGCUAACGCAAAGUGAGAGGGAGAGACAGAGGGGAGAGACCGUCAACAAUAGUAGUAAAUAGUCACUUUCAAGAUUAACAGACUCUAAUCAAGGGCGACAGCGGAAAUUGUCGAGAUUUGUCAGGCCAGAUGAUGGCAGCGGGCAACGGGCGGAUCCGCAAGCGUAAGCAUCGCAGCCACGCUGGCGACUUGCCGGCGACAACGACGACGACAGCUGGAGUGGGAGUGGGAGGAAAUGAAAUAGGAGAUGCUGGAGGAGUGGGAGGCACAUUAACCAGCAUAACAAGGGACAACACAACGCCAACCGCAGACCCGGACAGGCAACACUGGCAGCAGGACGAUGCCGGCCACGUAGAGAGCUCUAAUAAUUUCACGCAUAAUUUCGUCGAUUUGCAGAAUCUCUUGAAUUUCAACGAUUUGCUAAGCAGCGUCAACGGCAGCAACAAUGUUGAUACCACUAGCGGUGACAGUGGCAAUGCAAAUGGAAAUCUAAAUCUAAAUGGCAAUGGCAAUGGUAAUGCGCUUGACAGUGGCAGCAGCUUCUCGAGCACAUCGAGUGCUAUUAAAUUGAAUAACGGCCCCAUUACGGAUACACUUUUGGCUGCCGUCCUGACCACGGCGACCGCAACGGUGGCGCCAGCCGCCAGCUCCUUGAUAGCGAGCAUGUCAGCCACAACGACCACAACAUCAUCUUCCCAGUUGGCUGUUGUCUCAACGAUGCAGGCUGUCCAUGCCUUACCUGGCGCCGCCUCCAUGCCAGACGCCACCUCAUCCACCUACUAUGCGAAUCUCUUGAGCAUGUCGCCGGCCACAACGAGUCUGAUCUCGGUGGCCGCCACCAAAUCGUACAAUGAUAGCGUGCUGCGCUGGGAGCAAUUGGAUGGCAACGGGGACUUUGGCUUCGAUCCGCUCUAUCGCCAUUCGCUGGCCAUGUCCAUUGUCUAUUGUGUGGCAUAUAUUCUAGUGUUCCUCGUUGGACUCAUUGGCAACAGCUUCGUGAUUGCCGUCGUGUUGCGUGCUCCACGUAUGCGCACUGUUACCAACUACUUCAUCGUUAACCUGGCCAUCGCUGAUAUUCUGGUGAUUGUCUUCUGUCUCCCAGCCACGCUCAUUGGCAACAUCUUUGUGCCCUGGAUGCUUGGCUGGCUGAUGUGCAAGUUUGUGCCCUAUAUACAGGGUGUCUCGGUGGCGGCAUCGGUUUACAGCUUAAUUGCUGUAUCACUAGACAGGUUCAUUGCCAUCUGGUGGCCAUUGAAGCAGAUGACAAAGCGACGUGCACGCAUCAUGAUUAUCGGCAUAUGGGUAAUCGCUCUGGUAACCACCAUACCCUGGCUGCUCUUCUUCGAUCUUGUGCCCGCCGAGGAGGUCUUCUCCGAUGCCCUCGUCUCCACCUACACACAGCCGCAGUAUUUGUGCCAGGAAGUCUGGCCACCGGGCACCGAUGGCAAUCUGUACUUUCUGCUCGCCAAUUUGGUUGCCUGUUAUCUGCUGCCCAUGUCGCUGAUCACACUGUGCUAUGUGCUCAUCUGGAUCAAGGUGUCGACACGCAGCAUUCCCGGUGAGAUGUCCAAGGAUGCGCAAAUGGAUCGCAUGCAGCAGAAGAGCAAGGUUAAGGUCAUCAAAAUGCUGGUCGCUGUCGUCAUCCUCUUUGUGUUGUCCUGGCUGCCGCUCUAUGUGAUCUUUGCACGCAUCAAGUUCGGUUCGGAUAUAUCGCAGGAGGAGUUCGAGAUACUCAAGAAGGUGAUGCCAGUGGCCCAAUGGCUGGGCUCCUCCAACAGCUGCAUCAAUCCCAUUCUCUACUCGGUGAACAAAAAGUAUCGACGCGGCUUUGCGGCCAUCAUCAAAUCGCGCAGCUGCUGCGGACGCCUCAGAUACUACGAUAAUGUGGCCAUUGCCUCCUCGACCACCAGCACCCGCAAGUCCUCGCAUUAUCACCCGAGCAGCUCGAGGAAAAGUCCCAGCAGCCCGGGAUUGCGUAAGACGAAUGCCGUUUCCUACAUCUACGAACACAACUCGCUGCGACGCCACAAUCUGAUGAUGAAACAGGAUAGCAAUCUGUCGCAGCAGAUGCUGCUCAAGCAGGACUCGCACGGUUCGCGCCAGUUUCUCAUCAAGCAGGAGAGUUCGUGCAGCGAUGCCUCCGGCACACGUCGCCUGCUCUGUCAACAGGAUAGCAAUGGCAGCAAGGUUUCGCUCUCCAAACAGGACUCGAUUGUCUCGUACAUGGAAGCCCGCCGGGUGGCCGCAUUGAGUAGCAGCGUGCCCCUUGACUCCACCGCAGUAGCAGCAGCAGCAGCAGGAGCAGCCGCACAGCAGGAGAACAACUCCAUGGAGUCACGUCGUACUCCGGUUGGUCAGGGAGCAUUGCCGGCGGCUGUGUCGCCUGCCACGUUGUUGGACAAACGGCAGAAGUUUGUGAAACAGGAUUCGGUCAUCUCGUUUGUGGAUCAACGCCCGGAGCCGCGACGUCAUCAGCUGGUGAAACAGGACUCGGUUAUCUCGUUUGCCGAUCAACGACGUGGCCUCCUUCACAAGCAGGACUCGCUGAUGGCAAAUCGCGCGAAUGAUGCUCCGACUCAUCAUGUGUCCAUACUGAAGAAGACCGACUCGCAGCUGAGCUACGGCAACUGCUCGCCUCGUCGCAAUGUGGAGCUCUACGAGUAGAUGAAGAGAGGGGAACUCACUAAAUUGAAAACAAUAAAAAAAGUCACUAACUAUAUAUGCAUACAAUAUACAAACUAAACACAAGCAUAACCAACUAUCAACACCAAAUCUUGCAUAGGGUAUAACUUAAAUAGAAAAGAGGGUGUAGGGAAGGGAAGGGAGGGGAGGAAGUGCGCCUGCGACUGUGAUAGAAGUCGGCAAUGCUGGAACUUCAGAGCUUGGCUUAUCCGUCGUACACACAAAGUAAAAAGAGGGAAGGGAAGGGACAGGUGGGGUUUGGACCAAUUUGCUAACGAAGCGCGUAGUUAAUACACAUAACUGAGAUGGCUUAGAUAGGCACGCACCCACACACAGAAACACACACACACACACUCACACACCAUACCAUCACACACGCAAUGCACAUAAUAUGUAUAACAUAGUUAUUAGAUGUUUUAUACGUGUUCCAAUAGUUCUACAAACACCUCCCACACACUCACACACACACAACACUCAAACACAACUAAUCUUGACUAUACCCAAUGUAUAUUCGCACUUAACGUUACGCAGUUUUAAGAUUGUUUGUACUCGUCAUUUGCUAUAUAACAUACACGAUAUCGGAGAAACACUCAGCUUUGCUUUCAACAAAGUGCUGACAACAAAAACAAAAAGGAGUGCGGUUUUUUUUACCAGCCCAGCUAAGGGGCUAAGCUAAACAUUUUCUACAAACAAACAACAAACGAACAACCAUAACACCAAAUAAACAACAAGUAAAAUCGAAAACAAAAAUUAAAAAACAUAUAUAGUAAAGCGAGAGUGAAACGUAACGCGUGUUGAGCGCGCAGGAAUGUCCAGUAUCAAAGAAGUUAUAUGUAUGUAUAACAAAUAUAUAUUUGAGAAACACCGAGGUCUAAAGUAACGUACCUACUAAAAAAUUUUUGUAUGAAAAUUCUUACAAUUUAUAUAUACAUAUAUAUAUUUGUAUUGAUUUUGGAAUAAGCAAUAUAUGCAAUACAAUACGGCGCUCGUCUGUAUGCAUCUAUCCAGAACAAACAAUAAUCAAUUUUAUUAGAGUUUUACACAGAAAAUGAAGUGAAAGCGAGGCGAGAAAAUUGCACAGUUGAGAGUAGAAAAGAGUAUUAUGUGGUUUAUGGGUUAAUUAAGUGGCACAUCCAGCUGUAAUUGGGUAUAGAAAUAGAAAUGGCGAUGAAAAUGUGAAAAUAUGAAAAUGGAGAACACUUAAGAGAGCGCACAAAUGCAGUAUGAAAAUGUUUACGGGUGACAACGACGAUGAUGGCGAAAGGGAUCGAAUAACUCUUUUUAUUUUUUGUAUUCUUUUCAUUUUAUGAAUUAAUACUAUAAACAACAAAAUGAACUAAACUAAAAAGAAUGUGAAAAAAACAUGGGUAGGGAGUACUAGAAGCUGUCCGAGCAUUCGCACUAAGUAAACGUAUCACUAAAUACAAAAAAAAAAACAAAAAAAAAACAACAAAUAUAUAAGAGAGAAGAAAAACAACAAUAAUAAUCAAACGUAAUUUGUUAAGUUAAAAAAAGCAAACACCAAGCAACUCUAAACAAAACAAAAAAAUAAGAUAACAAACAAUUUUAAUAAAUGACUAUCGAAUAAGUAAAACAAAAAACAAGAAAACUUCUACAUAACAAUACGAGUAACUAUGGAACUAAAAAGUAAGAGUACAGAAACAUACGAAAAUCAUGACAACAAACUAUGCAAUUCUAUUGUUAGCCAAAAUUUUAUAAAUGUCAAGUAAUAAAUGUAAAAACCAACAUUUAUAUGUAUACAAAAACAAAUAAUAAUAAUAAUAAUAUAUCAAGUUACUCGCAAAGAGCAUAGUUUAAACAAACAAAAAACCUAUAAACCCAUUUUGAAUCUGACAUUAGACGCUGUUGCUCUCUGGACCCUUGACACGCCCCACAUAUUAAUUUGAGCCACAAUAAAUCCACAUAUGAGUAGAGAUGGCUAACUGUCUCAAGUUGGCCAGCUUAAAGCUUCAUUAACCCCCAGAGACAUCUUAGGACAGUCACAAAAUCGCCAGCGUCUAAUGCGUAGAUACAACACCCACAAAAAACACCAACAACAACAACAAGUAAUAUCAAUAAUAUAUUAAAUAUACUUAUAUAUACUUAUAUGCAUAUAAGUGAGUUGAGAGAAGCAGCAAGUAUGCAAUAACAUCCAUAAUUUAGUAUUAACAAAUGCAAAGUUAUAUAUAUUAUAUUUAUGAAAUACAUACUUACAUACAUAUGUACAGAUACAGUUACUAUGUUCUCGUAUGUAGUGCUUAUUAUUAUGAUUAUUGAGAGCCAGAAUAUAUAAGUAUUUAAUGCAUACACACACGCAUACAUUACAUAGUUGCAUUCGUAUUAGUAUUACAUAACAUACAAAUACCUAUUCCUUUUUAAAAGCCCCACACACACACACAUUGCUUUACAUAUUAUACAUACUAUAUGAAAUCGAAAGAAAAUCAAAAACGAAAUUUAGACGAUUGGAGCAAAGAAAAUACAAGUAAUAUUUAUCAAAUAAACGAAUCGAACUUUAAGUUUUAAAACUCAAAAUAAGAUGAUGAAACGUACUAGUUAAACUAAAAACAAAAAAAUAAGAAAAACAAUAUGAAUAAAAAUAAAACAGUUUCUGUUCGAUAUUAUUGUGCGACAAA